Molecule: messenger RNA, 1815 nt
Organism: Lolium rigidum
Lineage: Eukaryota; Viridiplantae; Streptophyta; Magnoliopsida; Poales; Poaceae
Product: alpha-1,6-mannosyl-glycoprotein 2-beta-N-acetylglucosaminyltransferase-like
Biological process (GO): oligosaccharide biosynthetic process; protein N-linked glycosylation
Cellular component (GO): Golgi stack; Golgi membrane
Molecular function (GO): alpha-1,6-mannosylglycoprotein 2-beta-N-acetylglucosaminyltransferase activity
Source: RefSeq, a predicted model, not a curated record
AUGGUCAAGGUCGCCGGGCAGCUGUGUGCUGUUUAUUGCGAGCUGCUUGGAAGGGAAGAAAAGCCGUUAGAGGAAAAGACAAGGGAGAAAAAAAAUGGUAAUCCGAGCAGCCAUCAAAGAGGACCCAGUCCAACUCGCGCAGCUCCUCCGCCUGCCGAAUCCAGCAGCCAACAAACUGCACCACCCGCCAGCUCAAGAUCCGGCGCCCUGGAUCCCGGAGGUGGCGCCGCCUCCGCCGCCGCCAUGGCCACCACCACCUCCUCCUCCCACCACCACCGCGCGCGCCUCCGCUCCCGCGCCGCGCCCCUGUUCGCGGUCGUCGUCCUCGCGGUCCUCGCCGUCACCGCGCUCCUCCGCGCCAGCCACCGCUACGGCGACCUAGCCCCGCCCGCCUUCGCCGCCGCCGCCCGCAGGGCCGCCCGCAACCAGACCAUCGCGCAGCGCAAGAUCCUGCUCGACCCGUCCUUCACCCCGCGCCUGCCGCGCCAGAGCGCGCUCUCCCUCUCCCUCGCCCACCGCAACGCGCUGCCGCCCCGCAACGCCGACCGCUUCCCCAGCCUCCCCGACGGGCACCUCAAGAUCGUCCUCUACGUCCACAACCGCCCGCGCUACCUCCGCCUCGUCGUCGACAGCCUCUCCCGCGUCGACGGCAUCGGCGAGGCGCUGCUCAUCGUCAGCCACGACGGCUACUUCCCCGAGAUGGACGAGAUCGUCAAGGCCAUCGCUUUCUGCCAGGUCAAGCAGAUCUUCGCGCCCUACUCGCCGCACCUCUUCCCAGACUCCUUCCCCGGCGUCACGCCCGGGGAUUGCCGGGACAAGGAGAAGGCUGCCGAGAAGCGGUGCCAGGGCAACCCGGACCAGUACGGCAACCACCGCGCUCCCAGGAUCGUGUCGCUGAAGCACCACUGGUGGUGGAUGAUGAACACCGUGUGGGAUGGGCUGGAGGAGACCACGGACUUCGAUGAGCACAUCCUCUUCAUAGAGGAAGACCACUACAUCUUCCCCAACGCGUACCGGAAUGCGCAGCUACUCGUGGAUUUGAAGCCGAAGAAGUGCCCCCAGUGCUACGCUGUCAAUUUGGCGCCGUCCGAUGUCAAGGCGAAAGGGGAAGGUUGGGAGAGCAUGAUUGCUGAGAAGAUGGGUAACAUUGGCUAUGCCUUCAACAGGACUGUGUGGAGGAAGAUCCAUGCCAAGGCUAAGCAGUUCUGCACCUUUGAUGAGUACAAUUGGGAUAUUACGAUGUGGGCAACCGUGUAUCCGUCGUUUGGAGCUCCCGUUUACAGUCUGAGGGGACCUAGGAGGAGUGCUGCACAUUUUGGCAAGUGCGGCCUGCACCAAGGCCAUGACCCAGGCAAUGUCUGUGCUGAUAAUGGCGUGGGAGCUGUAGAACUAGACGCCAUCGAUAAGGUUCCUAACAUCAAAGCUGAUUGGCCGGUUCACGUCAUCAGGAAACAACAGGGGUAUCAGGCUGGUUUCAAAGGAUGGGGUGGCUGGGGCGAUCGCCGUGAUCAGGAGCUCUGCUUGAGUUUUGCGUACAUGUACCAUGUUAAAGACCCAUUAUCAGCAUGAUUAUGGGGGUAUAGGCACAGGAAGUUUGGCAUCCAUAAUGCCCUUGUUGUAGUGUUAUUUGGCACGUGAGGAUUGAUUCAUACACGGUUUGUGAUAUAAAAUAGUCUUUCCCCAUUCUUUUUUUCUCAAUUUUGUAGAAUAGAUUCAGAAACAUUGCCUUAGCCCCUAGACUUGGGUCACCAUUCCCAAAGUGUAUGAUUUACUUUUAACUCACUGAUAUGGAUGGAGUUUACUGUUUUGAGAUCA